CAUACAUAUAUCAUUCAGUAUCACUUAAACCAUUUUUUUUGCCUCCUCUUCCUUCUGUUUCGGUAAUGGCUUUCAAUAAAGUCAUACUCUUAUUGUUGGCCUCUUUUCUUCUAUUUACCAUAAGGGCAUCAUGUAGAGACGAGGAAUUCUUUACGGAGACUACCUACGCGAAGGCUCCAUCAAGGGCUCCCGUUCCAACGCCAACUUACGCAAAAGCUCCAGUGAAGCCUCCUGCUCCACCGCCAACUUAUGCAAAAGCUCCAGUGAAGCAGCCACCUGCUCCAGCGCCAACCUAUGCAAAAGCUCCAGUGAAGCCUCCUGCUCCACCGCCAACCCAUGCCAAAGCUCCAACUCCAGUCCUAUCACCAGUCCCCAUUACAGAAUGUCCGAGAUUGUGUGCUGGAAGGUGCAAAUUGCAUUCGAGGCCAAGACAAUGCAACAGAAUCUGCUACACUUGCUGUCAACGAUGCAAAUGUGUUCCACCCGGAACAUAUGGUAACAGGCAGAUGUGCGGCAAAUGCUACACUGACAUGACCACCCACGGCAAUCAGCCCAAGUGUCCUUGACCUACCUUAACUAGUACCAAGUUUUCUUUUUUACUUCAUCGGUUCACUCUUGUAUUUGUGUGUGUGUGGUAGACCAGACGUCUAGAGGGAAAGGGAGGGAUCAUUGUUGCUACAUCAUCUAGUGAUGUAGGAGAGCCGAAGAGUGUGCGUGUGUGAGAGAGAGAGAGAGAGAGAGAGGAAGAGAACUGGAGCCUUCAUGAUGUUAUGAAGCUUGGAAGGUAAAAUGAAAAAUAAGUAAAUUCUUU
Nelumbo nucifera (sacred lotus) is the source of this 811-nucleotide messenger RNA. RefSeq lists its product as uncharacterized. NCBI's taxonomy places the organism in Eukaryota, Viridiplantae, Streptophyta, Magnoliopsida, Proteales, Nelumbonaceae. The record is from RefSeq and is a predicted model, not a curated record.